This is a messenger RNA of Athene cunicularia (burrowing owl), 1182 nucleotides long. RefSeq names its product general transcription factor IIA subunit 1 (gene GTF2A1). The record is from RefSeq and is a predicted model, not a curated record. Gene Ontology annotation, biological process: transcription initiation at RNA polymerase II promoter; transcription by RNA polymerase II. The coding region runs from base 88 to 1104 and encodes 338 amino acids. Lineage: Eukaryota; Metazoa; Chordata; Aves; Strigiformes; Strigidae. The transcript is spliced from 8 exons. Gene Ontology annotation, cellular component: transcription factor TFIIA complex.
CCUAAAUUGUACAGGUCUGUAAUUGAAGAUGUUAUCAAUGAUGUCAGAGAAGUUUUUCUGGAUGAAGGAGUGGAUGAACAAGUUCUUAUGGAACUCAAAACACUGUGGGAGAACAAGCUGAUGCAGUCCAAGGCUGUAGAUGGCUUCCAUUCAGAAGAGCAGCAGCUUUUGUUGCAGGUGCAACAGCAGCAACAGCAGCAGCAGCAACAGCAGCAUCAUCACCACCACCAUCAUACACAACCUCAGCCACAGCAGACUGUGCAGCAGCAGUCUCAGCCACAACAAGUCCUUAUUCCAGCAUCUCAGCAAGCACCUCAGCAGCAAGUUAUUGUGCCAGAUUCCAAGCUGAUACCACACAUGAAUGCAUCAGGCAUGAGUGCGGCAGCCACUGCAGCUACAUUGGCUCUCCCUGCUGGUGUUACUCCUGUUCAGCAGAUACUUACAAAUUCAGGCCAGAUCCUCCAAGUAGUUAGAACUGCAAAUGGAGCUCAGUAUAUCAUUCAACCACAGCAGUCAGUUGUUCUACAGCAGCAGGUCAUACCACAAAUGCAGCCUGGUGGAGUACAAGCACCUGUUAUACAGCAGGUUUUGGCUCCUAUCCCUGGAGGGAUUUCCCAGCAGACAGGAGUGAUUAUUCAGCCUCAGCAGAUCCUGUUUACAGGAAAUAAAACACAAGUCAUACCUACAACAGUGGCUGCCCCUACACCAGCUCAAGCACAGAUUCCUGCAGCUGGUCAGCAGCAACCACAACAACAACAGGCACAACCACAAGCACCACUUGUCCUCCAAGUUGAUGGAGCAGGGGACACGUCAUCUGAAGAAGAAGAAGAUGAGGAAGAAGACUAUGAUGAUGAUGAAGAGGAAGACAAAGAAAAAGAUGGGGGUGAAGAUGGCCAAGUUGAAGAGGAGCCUCUUAACAGUGAAGAUGAUGUGAGUGAUGAAGAAGGACAAGAACUGUUCGAUACGGAAAAUGUUGUUGUGUGCCAGUAUGAUAAGAUUCAUAGAAGUAAAAAUAAAUGGAAAUUUCAUCUCAAAGAUGGCAUCAUGAAUCUUAACGGAAGAGAUUAUGUAUUUUCCAAAGCCAUUGGGGAUGCAGAAUGGUGAAGUUUUAAAAGACAAAACAAAAAACUCCCUGUAAAAGGAAAAAAAAUCAAAAGCAGGAAAGGUUGAGACUUGGAUGUA